AUGAGAGCGCUGCUGCUGCUGCUACUGGUGGGCUGGGCUCUGGCAGCCUCCGUGGAUCGACCAAGGCGACAGCUUUUAGGUAAUGCGCUCGACCUCCAGUCAUCUCUGGGCGGCUACCUUCCACCACGAGAAGAGCCCUGCCAGCCUUCAACCGUCUACCGUACACAGACGCAGUACUCCACCCAGGUCAUCACCUCCACCGUCUACAAGAGUGACGUACAGUACGUCACUCAGACGUCGGUCAGCACUCAGCAGGUCUACACCACCGUCUACUCUGAGAUCGUCAGAACGCAAGUGGUGCCGUCCAUCCAGUACCAGACAGUGACCGUCACCCGUACCCAGGACAACGUCCGCACACAGGUCAUCACUCUACCUCCCCAGGUCAACUACGUCACACAGACGCAACAAGUCGUCAACACACAGGUUCAAUACCAGACCGUAUACUCGACCCGCAUUCAGCAAAUACCAUCAACAGUUACCAGGACUGAAGUUUCUACACAAGUGGUUCCUCAGCAGGUAAUCAGCACAGUCUACCAGACCCAGUAUGUGACCAGCACCCUGCAGCUUCCUGGACAGACCCGCACCAUAGACAGUACCCAGUACAGCACCAUCUACUCCACCGUGGUGGUGCCCGCUCAGGACGUGGUCAGUACAACACAAGUUAUCAGGACCAACGUCGUCACCCAGACCAUCACCCAGCCAGGCCAGACCCAGUACAUCACUUCCACCCAGGUGGUUCCUGUCACCACCACCAUCUACUCCCAGGUGGUGGUCACCAACACCCAGACACAGUACGUGACCCGCACCCAGGUACAGCAGGUGGUCUCCACCUACUACAGUACACAACAGGUGCCAGAGUACAUUACCAGGACCGUUACCGUUCCACAAGAGGUAGUGAAGACCCAGGUAUCAACACAGGUGGUGCCCACAACCAUCUACACCCAGCAGGUGGUACCCUCUGUGGUCAACCUUCCCGGCCAGACCCAGUAUAUCACCGUCACCAGAACCUCUGUCAGCACCCAGCAGCUGCCAGGCCAGACCCGCACUGAAUAUCAGACCACAACCAUCUACAACACCAACUACGUCACCUCAACCGUUGUCAACCAGCAGUACAACACCGUGACGGCCACCAGUACCUACCAGCCCACCUGCAGCACCGGCUACAACUACCCCACACCCGCCAAGGCAUUCAAUGCCUUGGGGAAAUAAGCGCAGUUUCCAGGCGAGGAUGAUCACUAUACAAUGUGUAGUUUACCAAUAUACACUUCAGAGAUGUGUAGAGUCCUUCAAACUACACGUCUCGUAUACUUUAAGAUAUUUAAUAAAUUAUACAACAAAUAGAAUAUUCAUAAAGCAUAAUUAACUACACAGAACAAACAAUAUAAACUUUGAUAUCUAGUAGAGAGAACAUUUUACAACAAAUAUUUACGACACUCGCUGAACCAUAUUUCGCAUUAAGAGAAAUAUAAUUUGAUUUCUUCUAAUUAUAGUAAAUUUAUGUAUCCUACUACUGUUGGAAAUGAUGCGUUGUUGAAACAUAUGAAUAAAAAAUACAUGCGAA
This is a messenger RNA of Procambarus clarkii (red swamp crayfish), 1561 nucleotides long. The record is from RefSeq and is a predicted model, not a curated record. NCBI's taxonomy places the organism in Eukaryota, Metazoa, Arthropoda, Malacostraca, Decapoda, Cambaridae.